This is a messenger RNA of Bradysia coprophila, 2428 nucleotides long. RefSeq names its product Exocyst complex component Sec10 (gene Sec10). The record is from RefSeq and is a predicted model, not a curated record. Gene Ontology annotation, biological process: Golgi to plasma membrane transport; exocytosis. Gene Ontology annotation, cellular component: exocyst; cytoplasm. NCBI's taxonomy places the organism in Eukaryota, Metazoa, Arthropoda, Insecta, Diptera, Sciaridae.
UGGUUACAGCUAGCAACACUGAUGAUGACAUCACGUAAAAAAUAAAUUUUGUUAUGACAUUUCGACCAACAGAUUGGAUAUAUUGCUGUAUCCGAUUUACGCCUAUAUUUUCCAUCAAAAAUGAUGCAACAGUAUAUGGAAGAGCUGGAACAGGAACCGUUCGAUGCAGCUGAAUUCAUCGAGCGACUGACAUGGCGAACGAAUAAAGAGAUUGGUCUGGACAAUUUCGACCCAGUUCUGUUGCACGACACUUUCACCCAAACGAUACAAGAUCUGAAGAUUCUGCAGGAACGACAGCAACGGAAAUGCGAACGUUUGGAAGACGUCCUGAAGAAUGAGCAGUCACUGUUCGCCAAAAAUAUCGAUGGUUUGCAGGACCGUCAUCAGGUGUCAGUCGAUUGGUUCCAUCAAUUGGAUGAGAAAAUCAAUUCGGUGGCUGGCAAGAUUAUCCAUUUGGGCGAACAAUUAGAAAAUGUGAACACACCACGGAGUCGUACGGUUGAAGCGUUAGGCUUACUGAACCACAUGACUGAAUUCCUAACUCCCGGUCCGAUUGUGAACGAUUUGUUCAACGAUCAAACAAAGCUACUGGAAUCGGCCGACAUCAUCCAGAAGCUGUACAUGAUCGCCCAAGAUUUACCAGUUGACAAGUUCGGCGAUGCGAAAAAGAAAAUCGAAGCGAAAUACGAUGAAAUCGAACGUGGUCUGAUCGAAGAAUUCGCAACGGCCCAGAAGCAUGGAAAUAUUGAGAAAAUGAAAAUCAUCGCCACGAUUCUCAGCCAAUUCAAGGGAUAUUCUCAAUGCAUCGACGCUUACAUCGAACAGAGUCAGAUGACACCGUACGGCGGCAAAGACAUUUUCGUCGGCAUUGUGCCGAUGUGUCGUCUACAUCAUGGCGUUAUAAAACAGGUGUUUGCCAGUCCCGAUCAGGUCAUGGCCAAGUUCAUUCUGAACAUCUAUCAAUUGAAGCUGUACCAGUACGCACAGACAAAACUGGAAGAUCGCCGCGAUGAGGACAAGUAUCUGAAGACAUUGUUCGAAUUGUAUUCAAGGACAACGAAAUUGAGCACCGAAUUGGCUGAAUUUUUGGUUGCCAGCGACGAAGAUCUUCUGGCCAAAUUGUCGGCCAACAUUUUUGCCAAACAUUUGGCCGUUUACUUCGAAACGGAAAGGAAGAACUUGGACACCAAAUGCAGCAACGAAUUGAAAAAGUAUUACGACGGGAAGAAGCAUCAAAAGAAGCAGGCGGAACGAUUUCACGAUUUGCGGAGAGACGUCCAAGCAUUGAUCGGUACCAGAGCCAACAUCAAUAUUGCCCAGAUAGAGGAUUACGGUGGCGAAACGUUCUUAUCCGAAGAACUGGCCAUUAAUUUGUUGCAAGAGUCUAAAGCAGCGUUCCGAAGGUGUAGGCUGUUAUCAAAAGAAUCCGAACUGCCAGCCAACAUUAUUCGUCUGGCUGACAUACUACUUCGGUACUUGAUGCACGAACAUGUCGACUAUGCUAUAGACUUGGGCCUUCAAUCCAUUCCAUUAGGAGAGAAUAAGAAUUUCCCGCAGAUUUACUUCUUUGACGUGGUACAGAAGUGCAAUACAAUUGUUGUGCUGUUGGAGAAACUAUACAGUGCCAGUGUCUUUCCAUGCGUUGAAUCGACCACUAAAUACGCCGAUUGUUUGUCCAAAAAGCGCAUAAUGCUCGACCAGAUCGAAUCGAAAUUGGAUACCGGGCUGGACCGAUCCAUAAACGCACUGAUCGGAUGGAUAAAAGUCUACCUGCAAAACGAGCAACGGAAGAGCGAUUUUCGUCCGGAGACAGAUGUCGAUACGGUUGCAUCACCGGCAUGCUUGCAUGUUGUUCAGAAUGUUAUGCCAAUCAUUUUGCAAAUGAAAAAGUGCAUGGACGGCGAGAAUUUGGUCGCAAUUAUGAAGGACUUUGGUGUGCGAUUCCAUCGGGUGAUUUUGGAACAUUUCCAGCAUUUUGAAUUCAAUACAGCGGGUGCAAUGUGUGCCAUUUGCGAUGUGAAUGAAUAUCGAAAAUGUGUCAGGGUGCUGAACAGUCCCCUCGUCAUCCAGUUAUUCGACAUUCUGCAUGCUCUGUGCAAUCUGCUUCUCGUUAAACACGAAAAUCUACCCGAAGUUUGCGGUGGCGAUACUUUGAACUACCUGGACAAGUCGGUCGUUUUGAAUUUCAUCCAGCUUCGCAGCGAUUACAAAACUAUCAAAAUUUCCAAUUCAUUGAAAGGCAUAUCGGAUCAGAGAGUUUAAGAACGUCGUCGGAGUUAUUGUUUCUACAUAGAUAUGGGACUGGUGAACGCACUAAUACACAUCGCUUGAUUACUUGGUAACAAAACCAUUUCCUUUGAGGAAGUGGCGAUUGUUUUCCAGUCUCGAACUGGCACACGAGCUGAGCAAUUAAAGAACUGAAACUUUA